Molecule: messenger RNA, 1836 nt
Organism: Phodopus roborovskii (desert hamster)
Lineage: Eukaryota; Metazoa; Chordata; Mammalia; Rodentia; Cricetidae
Gene: Tcn2
Product: transcobalamin 2
Exons: 9
Coding region: 252-1472 (406 amino acids)
Biological process (GO): cobalamin transport
Molecular function (GO): cobalamin binding
Source: RefSeq, a predicted model, not a curated record
UCCUUCCCCUCCUUUUCCGCACCAGGAGGACAGUUACUCUGCGCUUUCUUCCUCUGUUCUUCGGCCUCUUGCCCCAUAACAGACCUUUCCCCUUUUCUCUCUGCUGACUUCGCAGUGUGCGUCUGGGCGUUGGAGAGAGAAUUAAUCAGUGACAGGAAGCUGCCUCUCUCUAAGCAAGGGACCAGUUGCAAUCAGACAAGCCCCCCCCAAGACGGGUCCCAGGCGUCUCCCACCUCCCACCUGUACCUGCCAUGGAGCCGCUGAAGGUGCUGCUGCUCCUGUCGGGAGUCCUCGGGGCUCUUGCUGAGCUCUGUGUAUUACCACAGAUGGACAGCCAGCUGGUAGAGAAGCUGGGCCAGCAUCUCCUACCUUGGAUGGACCGGAUCGCCUCAGAGCAAUUGAACCCCAGCAUCUAUGUUGGCCUGCGCCUUUCCAGCCUGCAGGCUGGGACCAAGGAGGACCUAUACCUGCAUAGCCUCAAGCUCAGUUAUCAGCAGUGCCUCCUGGGGUCUGCCUCCAGCAAUGGCAACAGUGAUUGCCAGGCCAAGCCUUCCGCAGGCCACCUGGCCCUCUACCUGCUUGCUCUCCGGGCCAACUGCGAGUUCAUUGGGAGCCGAAAGGGCGACAGGCUGGUUUCACAGCUCAAGUGGUUCUUGGAGGACGAGAAGGAGGCCAUUGGGCACAAUCAUGAAGGUCACCUCCACACCAGCUAUUACCAGUAUAGCCUCGGCAUCCUGGCACUGUGUGUCCACCAGAAGCGGGUCCAUGACAGCGUGGUGGGCAAGCUCCUGUAUGCUAUUGAGCAUGACCACCAUGUCCGCCAGGGCCACCUCUCUGUGGACACAGAAGCCAUGGCCGGCUUGGCCUUCACCUGUUUGGAGCGUUUCAUUUUCAAUCCUGAUCUGAGACCACGAAUCACCAUGGCCAUUGAGACAAUUCGAGAGAAGAUCCUGAAGGCCCAGACCCCUGAGGGCAACUUUGGGAAUAUCUACAGCACCCCACUGGCAUUGCAGUUUCUGAUGAUCUCCCCUGCUUCUGGGGUAGGACUGGGCACAGCAUGCCUCAAGGCAAGGACAUCUCUGCAGACCAGCAUACAGGAUGGGGCCUUCCAGAAUCCUCUGAUGAUUUCCCAGCUGCUACCUGUCCUGAACCACAAGACCUACCUGGAUCUUAUCUUCCCAGACUGCCAGGCACCCAGGGCCAUGUUGGUACCAGCUGUUGAGGACCCUUCAUCAGCCCACAUCCCAGAGGUCAUCAGUGUCACGCUGAAGGUCUCCAGUAUCCUGCCACCAUACAAACAAACACUUUUUGUCCUUGCUGGGUCCUCCUUGGAAGAUGUCCUAAAGAUGGCGCAAAACAUAGGAGGAUUCACGUAUGGGACACAGUCCUCCUUGUCAGGCCCCUACCUGACAUCUGUACUGGGGAAAGAAGUUGGGGAUCGAGAAUUCUGGCAGCUCCUCCGGGGACCCUGACACCCCUCUGCUGCAAGGCAUUGCUGACUACAAACCCCAGGAUGGGGAAACCAUUGAGCUUCGGCUAGUUAGUUGGUAGCCCUGGGCUCCCUCCUGAUGUCCUUGGACCCUGCUGCCACCUCAGCCGUACUUGGAGCAAUGUCCCCCAGAUCACCUCAACUAUCUCCACAAAGAGGAUCCUGAGCCACUGCCUACUUGGAAGCAGGAAGGAAAAAACCUCCCCUAGGCAGCUGCUAGUUUAAGUCUAGUCCUGCCUGACCCCAGGCGUCUUUCAUCAACAGGCUGCCCUUGACCCCCUCUGAUAAGAAGUCUGUGGGCCUCAGCAGGGCCUUCCAACAUAAUUAAAGCCUUGAUUUCCCUUGCA